Molecule: messenger RNA, 1545 nt
Organism: Olea europaea var. sylvestris
Lineage: Eukaryota; Viridiplantae; Streptophyta; Magnoliopsida; Lamiales; Oleaceae
Product: probable protein kinase At2g41970
Exons: 8
Coding region: 115-1215 (366 amino acids)
Biological process (GO): protein phosphorylation
Molecular function (GO): protein tyrosine kinase activity; ATP binding
Source: RefSeq, a predicted model, not a curated record
UCUCCACCCAAAUAUUAUACACAGAGGGAGGGAGACAAAGAUAGAGAGAAUAUCUCUGCCUUCUUCUUCCAAAUUCUGUCUUCAUACAGAUUGCUGCACUGUCAGAAUUGAACAAUGUUGUGCUGUGGAGGUGCAGAAGAGGAAAAUUACAGUGGUCCUCCAGCAAACCAAAGUACAGCCCCGCCCAGAGCGGGCAAUCCUUAUGGUGGUGGCGCCGGUGGGAGUAGUGAAAGACAGGAGCCAAGGACUUCAGGUGCUGUAAAAACUGGUGCUCGACAAAAGGUCCUGCCUAUUGAGACACCAGCUUUGUCAUUGGAUGAGUUAAAUAGGUUGACGGGUAAUUUUGGUACAAAAGCUUUGAUUGGAGAAGGAUCUUAUGGCAGGGUGUUUUUGGCAAAGUUGAGCAAUGGCCAGCAAGCAGCAAUUAAAAAGCUAGAUACCAGUUCUUCUCCAGAGCCAGACUCUGAAUUUGCUGCCCAGUUAUCGAUAGUUUCAAGACUUGUGAAUGAGCACUUUGUGAGGUUAAUUGGAUAUUGCCUGGAGGCAAACAAUAGAAUCUUGGCAUACGAGUAUGCUACAAUGGGUUCAUUACAUGAUGUCUUACAUGGUAGGAAAGGGGUGCAAGGGGCAGAACCUGGUCCAGUCCUCUCCUGGAGUCAAAGGGUCAAAGUAGCUUAUGGUGCAGCAAAAGGCCUUGAAUUUCUACACGAAAAAUGUCAGCCUUCAAUUGUUCACCGCGACGUCAGAUCAAGCAAUGUGCUACUUUUUGACGAUUUUCUGUCCAAAAUAGCUGAUUUUAGCUUGACAAGCCAGUCUUCUGACACAGCAGCUCGGCUGCAUUCAACUAGGGUCCUGGGGACAUUUGGCUACCAUGCUCCAGAGUAUGCUAUGACAGGACAGAUAACUCAGAAAAGUGACGUCUAUAGUUUUGGAGUUGUUCUUUUAGAACUUUUGACAGGAAGAAAGCCAGUAGACCACACCAUGCCCAAAGGACAACAGAGUCUUGUAACCUGGGCUACUCCAAGAUUGAGUGAAGACAAAGUGAAGCAGUGUGUGGAUCCCAAACUAAACGAUGACUAUCCGCCAAAGGCUAUCGCCAAGAUGGCAGCUGUUGCAGCGCUUUGUGUUCAAUAUGAAGCUGACUUUCGACCCAACAUGACUAUUGUCGUUAAAGCUUUGCAGCCACUUCUCAACUCUAAGCCAUCAGGUCCCUGAGCCUCUAUGCAUAAACCGAUAUCCACUGAGCUUGCUGUACUUUGUUAUUGUGUCGUAUUCACUGAUAAUCGAAUCACUACAGUUGUUGUUCCAGUAGCAGUAUUUAUGCUCAUUAGUGAAGGUCUGCUGAUGUUGAGAACAUUUGGUGGCAACUAUAUUUCUUAACACUAGGAUUCAUACAUGAUAGGGAAUUUAAUAUGAAGCUAGUUUUAUUUUGGAAUUUGAAAAAACGUUCGCUCUUGUAUCAAUCCUCAUGUUCUCAAAACAUGAAUAAUAGUUGUCACUGUUAUUAAGCCGCAUAUAACCUUUGCGGAUUCUCUUUCGAUAAAA